Corapipo altera (White-ruffed manakin) is the source of this 2129-nucleotide messenger RNA. It is a transcript of the gene HSPA14, whose product is annotated as heat shock protein family A (Hsp70) member 14. The coding region runs from base 46 to 1563 and encodes 505 amino acids. The record is from RefSeq and is a predicted model, not a curated record. Gene Ontology annotation, molecular function: heat shock protein binding; ATP-dependent protein folding chaperone; ATP hydrolysis activity. NCBI's taxonomy places the organism in Eukaryota, Metazoa, Chordata, Aves, Passeriformes, Pipridae. Gene Ontology annotation, biological process: protein refolding; cellular response to unfolded protein. The transcript is spliced from 14 exons. Gene Ontology annotation, cellular component: ribosome; cytoplasm.
GCUAGGGGCGGGCGCGCGCGGUGCAGGUCGGGGCGGGUGGGGCCGAUGGCGGCCAUCGGCGUUCAUCUGGGGGCCACCUGUGCCUGCGCCGCCGUCUACAAGGAUGGCCGCGCAGAUGUGGUCGCCAACGACGCCGGGGACCGGGUCACCCCCGCGGUCGUGGCGUUCUCGGAGAGCGAAGAGGUGGUUGGCUUAGCCGCAAAGCAGAGCAGGAUCAGAAAUAUUUCGAACACCGUAGUGAAAGUAAAGCAGAUCCUCGGGCGAAGUGCUGGUGACCCACAGGCAGAGAAAUAUAUUGCAGAAAGCAAGUGCUCUAUAAUUGAGAAGAAUGGAAAACUUCAAUAUGAAAUAGAUAAUAAACUUAUUAACCCAGAAGAUGUGGCAAAACUGAUUUUCAGUAAAAUGAAAGAAACUGCUCAGUCUGCGUUGGGUUCAGAUGUAAACGAUGUUGUUGUCACUGUACCAUUUGAUUUUGGAGAGAAUCAGAAAAAUGCCCUUGGGGAAGCAGCUGCAGCUGCUGGGUUUAAUGUUAUGAGAUUAAUCCAUGAACCAUCUGCAGCUCUCCUUGCUUAUGGAAUUGGCCAGGAUUCACCCACUGGGAAAAGCAAUGUGUUGGUUUAUAAACUUGGUGGGACAUCACUUUCUAUCACAGUCAUAGAAGUAAACAGUGGGAUAUAUCGUGUGCUUGCUACAAACACGGAUGACAGCAUUGGUGGAGUUUGCUUCACAGAAGCUCUGGCACAACACUUAGCUUCUGAAUUUCAGAGGUCUUGUAAACAUGAUAUUAGAGGAAACCCCAGAGCCAUGAUGAAGUUAAUGAACAGUGCUGAUAUUGCAAAACACUCUCUAUCAACCCUGGGAAGUGCAAACUGUUUUGUAGAUUCGUUGUAUGAUGGAUUGGAUUUUGAUUGUAACGUGUCCAGGGCCAGGUUUGAGCUUAUCUGUUCUUCACUUUUUAGUAAAUGUGUAGAAGCCAUUAAAAACCUCUUGCAGCAAGUUGGAUUUACAGCAGAUGAUAUUAAUAAGGUAGUUCUGUGUGGUGGGUCUGCUCGAAUCCCAAAGCUACAGCAGCUGAUCAAAGACAUUUUCCCCACUGUGGAGUUACUGAAUUCAAUUCCUCCAGAUGAAGUUAUUCCCAUUGGUGCAGCCAUAGAGGCAGGAAUUCUGCUAGGAAAAGAGAAUACCUUGUUAGAAGAAGAAGCACUUAUUGAGUGUUCUGCCAAAGAUAUUCUUCUAAAGGGAGUAGACGAGUCAGGGGCUGACAAAUUCACAGUGCUAUUUCCAUCAGGGACACCACUGCCAGCUCGAAGGCAGCACACCCUGCAUGCCCCUGGAAACAUUUCUUCUGUGUGCCUUGAACUGUAUGAGUCACUGGGGAAAGGUCCCAUGAACGAAGAAGAUAAAUUUGCACAGAUUGUACUCCAGGAUUUAGAUAAAAAGGAGGAUGGCCUACAUGAUAUACUCACUGUUCUCACUAUGAAAAGGGAUGGGUCCUUGCACGUUACCUGCACUGAUCAAGAUACUGGGAAGUGUGAAAUCAUCACUGUUGAAGUGGCAUCGUAGCCUGUUGUGAAAGGCAACAUUUUUCUGAGUUGAUUUUUGUCUCUUACUUCCUUCUCUGCCAAAGCAAUGACUCUCUGGGAUGUCUUUUGAUUCUUAGAGGACUGUAAUAAACUCGAGUAACACAUUAAUUUGCCACCAAGUCUGUUUGGAGUGGAAAGCGUGGUGCAGUAUGUUAAUCAAGACAUGGAGACAGCAGAUCGUUGAAUUAUCAGCAGUUGAUUUAAAAAAUGCAAAGCAAAAAUGCUUGUACCUGUGGUUCAGCAACAAGCAUAUUACAUACACAGUCUGAAGAUUUCUCCUUUCAGGUACUUUUCAGGUCCUGUACCCAACUGGUGAAAAUCCACUCUCUGAUAACUGCGCCAGAUUGUAACUGAAAUUCUGUGAGGUGUUGAUGUUGCCCAAAACCAUGAAGGUGGUGUCUAUUCAUGAUGGCCUAUUGAGCUGUUGUUUUGUUGGCUUUUUUCUGGAGUAACUGUAAAAUGGUUUUGUGGUAUUACCUGAAAAAUAUGUGUAAGAGUUAAAUGUGCUUAUUUAUGUGUUAUUAAAAUACAUUUUUUUUUAAUGCA